Molecule: messenger RNA, 4424 nt
Organism: Rhopilema esculentum
Lineage: Eukaryota; Metazoa; Cnidaria; Scyphozoa; Rhizostomeae; Rhizostomatidae
Product: WD and tetratricopeptide repeats protein 1
Biological process (GO): negative regulation of fatty acid biosynthetic process
Cellular component (GO): cytoplasm; Cul4-RING E3 ubiquitin ligase complex
Molecular function (GO): protein binding
Source: RefSeq, a predicted model, not a curated record
GAAAUUCCAGCGUCUGUAAUAAUAAUCCAAUUCAACUUUUUUCAUGAUUUGUAUCCACGCCAGAACAAUCAAAGCUCUUGCUGUCUGGUUUGGAAUUUGCCUGAAAGAAGCAGUCAGCCAUCACGAUAAUAACAUUUCGUUUAAAAGUCCACAAAGAUACUUAGCAAGAGGUUUUAUUUAUGUAUCCUAGUACUUGCUGUGCCAGAAGAAACCAACCGGGGCCAUAAUCUUAACUAGGUGUCCAUUUACAGGGUCCGUGUUUGCGUGAUGCAGAACUUAGGCCAAGAGCAAUUUUCUGUCUCGAUGUACAGGUCGUCUCUAGGUCGGUCAUGUAAGAUAAAGUGAUUUAAAGGUUGCAUUGUGCAGAGUGAUGCUAGCGGAGAAAUGGAUUCAGUUAAGCACAAGAAUACCUUUAGCUGGAUUGUGAGGCGGGAGUACCAAGCUAACUCGAUCCAUAAGCUGUUCCAAAGAGCCCUUCAUGUAACACCAAAUUUUGCUGAUAGACUUGGUCUUGUCAAAGAGCUAGAGGGACAUUCAGGCUGUGUGAACUGCCUCGAGUGGAGCGACGAUGGGUCACUACUCGUGUCUGGAUCAGACGAUUUCAAUAUAAUUGUCUGGGAAGCGCUAAAAUACAGACUGGGAUGUAAAAUCAAUUCUGGCCACUCAGGCAACAUUUUUUCAGUCAAGUUCUUACCUCAUUCGAAUAACACAAUUGUUGCUUCGGGAGCUGCCGAUGCAAAGGUGCGAAUUCACAACGUUAGCUCGCGGGAAUCCACGCAGGUUUACGCGUGUCACUUUCAUCGCGUGAAACGCCUAGCUGUCACACCGCAUAUGCCAUAUAUGCUUUGGAGUGGCUCCGAAGAUGGCACUGUUCGGCAGUUCGACCUCCGUCAGCCGCAUUCUUGUGCACAGAACAGCCGUUGCUCCAAUAUAAUAAUCAACUUAAAUACUCAUGUAGCGACUUCUAGUGAGGCGAAAUGUAUCGCCAUUAACCCAUUACGGCCAGAGCUAAUCGCUGUUGGUUCCAGCGAUCCGUUCACUCGUAUUUACGACACGCGAAUGCUGACGUUACAUAGCAUACAUGACGCGCGUGGCAAGAGUAACGGUCGCAAAGUUGACGAGAUCUCGCCGCCUCCUGGCUGCGUUUCGUAUUUCUGUCCUGGACACAUUCCGCAAAGGUAUGGACGCGAUCACCCGCAAAAGUAUCGACAUUACGUUGUGACAUAUCUUUCUUUCAGCCCCGAUGGCCGUGAGAUAUUGACUAACUUAGGCGGGGAGCAUGCUUAUCUAUUCAAUAUCAACAAUCCUCGCGAGGCGCUGCGUUAUUCUGCAGUUCACUCGGGGCAUUCAGGAGAAAGAACACAAAGAUGUAGCCAACGGAGACCUGAAAACGAUAAUUCAAAUAUUGCAGCUAAUGAGACGGCCUUUGUUGCACCUGGUACGGCUAGCCAGGUAAAUACAGUUACCGAGCCGCAAUGUCAAAUUGAAGAUUCUCAAACAUUGUCUGAGAAAGCAUUAGAGCUAAAAAUCGCAGGAAAUGAUUGCUUCUCGAAGCAGAAUUACUUCCAGGCAGUCAUUUGCUACAACCAAGCUUUAUCUUUGGCUCCUCACAGUGCGUUGCUGUACGCGAACCGGGCUGCCGCGUUAUUGAAAAGAGGCUGGGAAGGUGACAUCUACGCUGCUUUAUCAGACUGUCACAUGGCUCUCAGCCUCGAUCCGGAUCACAGCAAGGCCCAUUACCGUCAAGCUCGUUGUUUAUACGAGUUGGAAUGGUAUCAAGAGGCGAUGAAUUGUUUAAACGAUUUCAAGAACAAGUUUCCAGAGCAGGCGGAUGGGUUUUCCACCAAGAAAUUGGAGAGGGAUAUCAGAACUUCAGCUGUCAACGAUAGUGAAGAUGUUGAAGAGAACAGCAACAGCAGCGGUUCAAACGUUUCAAAACGCAGAAGACGAAGACCGCACCCCGCGCCAUCCGAGGCAGAGCGACUACGCCAAGAGAAAGCGCACGACUAUACUCAAAGGUUUGUAGGUGCUUGCAAUACAACAACGGAUAUUAAAGAAGCGAUAUUUUUCGGACAGAAUGGGCAGUUCGUUGUCGCAGGUAGUGAUUGCGGAUGUAUGUUUUUGUGGGACCGCGCGACAACGAAUUUAGUAGAAGCAUGGCAUGGUGAUGAAUCGAUAGUAAACUGUCUUCAGCCGCAUCCGUCGGUUUGUCUGCUCGCUACUAGCGGCAUCGAUCCGGUCGUCCGACUUUGGGCUCCUUUGAACAAAGAGAACGUAAUAAAAGAUCCUCGCCGCGAGAAGGAACUAGAAAGUCUUGUACGCGCAAAUCAAAAGAGAAUGAACGCAGAUCCACUAGAAGUUAUGUUAAUGAACAUGGGAUAUCGAGCUAGAAUAGAAGAACGGGACGGCGAAAGCGAUGACGAUUCAUCUGAAGCGUCUACCGUGCAAUGCCGCACCCACUGAAUCUGACCGCGCUUGCAAUAUGAAAUUUAUACAUCUCACCAAUAUCUAGUAUACUUGGGCUGUGUGACUCAAGUUCAAGUGUCGUACGCGCUGAUAGUGACAGCAUCUAUGCAUAACCAAAACGUGCAACAACGAUUGUAUCUCGGAGUCGUUCUCGUUUAUCAACCCCACUUAGGACGAGUCAUGAUAUCAGCCCCGUUGUCAGGGACAACAAGUAUAUAAAGUGUGUGCGCUGGCUCGGAUACACGCUGAACUGAAUGAGUAUAAAACGCGGCUGGAAUAAAUGGAAAUAAGUAUUUUGGAAAACAUUUUGAUGUUUACUUGUGAAUCUGUAAACUAAACGAUGCUUCAUGGAAUAGGCUUUGUUAAGAAAACCAUUUAUACUGCUUAUUUUCAAUGUUUUGCUUAUAAAAGAGCUACGGUAAAAUCCUGCAGUAAAAAUCUGCAUAAAAUUCAAAAAACCUCGAGGUUUGUUUUUUCAAUUAAGAAAAUUUCAAUACAAGAAACGCUAUGUAAAUAUGUUGGAACCAUUUCAGUCUGUUACAAAAAACGCUCUCAUUAAAAGUGAUUAUAAUAAAGCGAAAUAAAGUUUAAAGGUGCCAAAUUUUCUUGGCUCUCGGUAUACUUUGAGACUUACACAGUAAUAUGGAAUAUUUAGGGGGGCGUUCACAUCACGUUUAAAACACAAAUAAGGAAAUAUCUUACUCUAGGGUCAACUCAGCGAGAUUGCGUUUACACUACAAAAUUUUCAGAAUGACACAGAUACUUUUGGCCAAGAUUGCAAGCCUGUAUCACAGAUUUUAGAUGCUUUUUGUAUCAAGGCAGUAUCUAUUAAUAGCAGAUCAAACUGACCCUGGCAUAGCGGGACCGACCCUGAUCCAGGCAAGGUCAUGUGAUUUGCUGUAUGCCUUGUGUUUAUAAUAGAGCGGUAAUACUUGCUGAGCGGUAAUAAAGCUGUUUUUGUAUUCGUUUGAAAUGGAAGAAUAUAAUAUAGCACUAAAUGCCUCUAGACUCGCAAAAUCAUUAAAGUCUAUCAUAAAAUUGCUUAUCAUGGUCACUUUGUACAUAACAUUUUUAUCAAGCCCCCCGAAAUACUUUUUUAUGAAAAGGACGGGCUUUUUUCUAACACAGCCCAAGGCCUGCAGCUUAUGUGUAAUGUAUAACGUUUGCUUACGUCACUAUCAUACUCUCAUAGAUAAAUUUUCUGCUGAAAAUUACAUUAUAAUGCAGAAAUGAGGGCACAGUUGCAUUAACAGUAGAAGAAUGCUCAAAGGAAAUUUUUCUGUGAAUCUAGUGUUGUGUAUUUUUGUGUACAAAAAUUUAUCAUUUGUUAGUGAGUUUAUAUUAAGAAUUCGCUGUAUUGUUGUCAACGAUAGGUCUCACGUUAAAAUGCGAGAAGGAACGCAAGAGUGAACGUGAGAAUUAACGCAAGUGUGAGCGCAAGAAGGACCGUAAGAAUGAACACGAGAUGGAACACAAGAAUUAACACAAGUUUGAGCGCAAAUAGGAACGUAAGAUUGAACACGAGAAGGAAGGCAAGAGUGAGCGCGAGAAUUACCCUAAGAAUGAACGAAAAAGUGAAUGCGAGAUGAACACAAGAAUAAACACGGGAUCGUCGGGAGAACGCGACAAGAAACGUAAGGUUGAACUUGAGAAAAACUUCAUGCACGGUAACCAUUCAUUGAUUUAUUGGCAAAAUUAUAUUUGAAGAAUUUUAUUAAUUUGAUCACAAGUUUUAGUUCUUAACAUUUGUUUACCGUGUGUUUAUUGCGUGUUUGUCGCGUGUUUGUCGCGUGUUGCGUUAACAAUUUCGUAGAAGUAUUAUGCAUAGUAUAUUAUCUGCAAAUGCAUUUAGUUAAUUUUAUUUCAAUUUUGUAAUCUUUUUGUCUGUGGUGAUGGUCAUUUGAAUUUGAAAUAAUGUAAGAACUGCUAGAAUGAGCUAAAUAUAUUGCGAUAAAGAA